CUCUGAGGUUUUAUCUUUACCAAUUUAUACAUUAAUAGUGUAUAAUAAAUACUUUUAUUUCACACACAUCUUCAGCUCCAAACAUAGCUGCCUAAAUAGUCAAUCCUAAAACUAAGCCCACUGGUCUUACUUUUUGAGAGAAGUCACCACAGAAACCAGAGCUAUUUGAGGAGGCAGGAGAUUAUCUGUCUAGUCACUCAUUCAGUCUCUGCAAUAGCUGUGUCAGGGGUUUUACAGAAGAAAGAACUGGGAUUAUAAAGUCUGUGGAUCUCUUUUUCUUUUCAGAUGUGUGUGUGUGUGUGUGUGUGUGUGUGUGCGCGUGUGUGUAUGUAUGUGUGUGUGUACUCAUGUGCAGGUGCCCAGGAAGCCAGAAGAGGAUAUUGGAUUGCCUGGAUCUGGAGUUGGUUUUAAGCUCCUUGAUGCGGAUGCUAGAAAUUGAACUCGGGUCCCCUGAAAGAACAGUAAGCUCUUAACCACUGAACCAUCUCUAGCCCUAAGCCUUUUCCAGCUCCAAAGUCAGGCACUGAAAGACCAUACAGGAAAAGCGUGUAGUUAUCAUACACAUUCAGUUAAUCUCUACACUCUAUUUUGCUCCUAAUCUUUAUUGUUUUUUUAAAAUAAAAACCCCAAAAACAAACAAACAAACAACAAAGAAAGAAACAAACAAAUCCCCAAACCAAAAUCCAGUUCUAGAUACUUAACUGUCUGUUGUAUCCAGACUGAUGAGAUUUUUGGGUUAACAGAGAAUCAUGAAAGGACACAGAAAAUCCCUGUACUGGGCCCCUGGCUGACCUGGCUGAAGGUCAGUCCUUGGACGGGGACACUCCUCUUCUUGGACAAAGAGAUCAGAAUACUUAUUUUUAAACUUAUUUCCAGGCACAUGCUCUUUUAAUUCUAAACUAUAAACCUUAAAUGAAGUACGAGGCUUCUAUCGAGGGCCACCAACUCAAAAGUAAAACAGAAAAGAAACCUAGUGACCUUAGAAGUGAAGACAGCUUCACAGCAGUGUUCUGAACUGGGCAAAUAUUUGCAGCAACGCAAACCGCCUCGGGACUACAACUCCCAGCAUGCCGCGCCCUAGACCAAUGUUUAUUGGCCGUAGAGAGAAAGGAUGUCCCCAGAAUCCAAUCCCGACGCGGCGGAGGCUGGUCCUUUCUGGGUUCCGGCUCCGGCUCCUUCCCCCGCCCACCCAGGCGGCGCUGUCCCUGACCGAGCUGCGGGAGUGAGGGUUCAGAGAUGGGCAGUGAGAAAGAGCAGAGUCCAGAAGCUCACCUGCCUGAGGAAGGGGAAGGGGAGAAGCCUUGGAGAGUGGAUGACUCAGAGGGUUCUCAGAUCCUGUCUGGGGAGGAACAUGGGCAGGCGAGUCUGUCAAAGGGUCUUCAAGGAACACAUUCAAAAAUGCCAUGGCAGAAAGUCACUGCCCAAGCUGGAGGCCCUGGGAACCCCAUUGCCUUUUCAAGCCCAGAGGUGGACGAGAAGCCUUUUAUAUGUGUGCAGUGUGGCAAAACCUUCAAUAACACCUCCAACCUGAGAACACACCAGCGGAUCCACACUGGUGAGAAGCCAUACAAGUGUUCAGAGUGUGGCAAGAGCUUCUCCCGGAGUUCCAACCGCAUCCGGCACGAGAGAAUCCACCUGGAAGAGAAGCUCUACCAGUGUGCUAAGUGUCAGGAGAGCUUUCGGCGGCGCUCAGACCUCACUACUCACCAGCAAGACCACCUGGGCCAGCGGCCGUACCGCUGUGACCUUUGUGGCAAGAGCUUUAGUCAGAGCGCCACGCUGGCUGUCCAUCGCCGAACCCACCUGGAGCCGGCACCUUACAUCUGCUGUGAGUGUGGGAAGAGCUUCAGCAACAGCUCCAGCUUUGGGGUACACCACCGCACCCACACGGGUGAGAGGCCCUAUGAGUGCACUGAGUGUGGACGGACUUUCAGCGAUAUCUCCAACUUUGGUGCGCACCAGAGGACGCACAGAGGGGAGAAGCCGUACCGCUGCACCCUGUGUGGGAAGUGCUUCUCCCGAAGUUCCAACCUCAUCCGACACCAGAAGACACACUUGGGCGAGCAGGAUGAGAAAGAUUCUAGCUAAAGGGGAGCCCUGCUUAGAGAGUGGGGGAGAGCAGAGAGCCCACCUCGAUAGGAGAAGGAGGCCUUAAGGACCUGCUGUGGCCACCUGGCCUGCAAACCCUUCCCUUUGUAGAAUGGUCCCUUGUUGCCUUUGAAGUCAGGGAAUCCUGCCUCCUCCCAGGCAGUUUCUUGCCUUGGAAAAUCAGAGUGCCCAGUCUUCACUUCCUCAGGGUUGGAGACAGUGGGAUAGGCUCAGGACAUGUGCUUGUCUUUGGGACAGCAGUCCCCUGGCUUUGUGGGAAGUGCCUGAGAUGGCGUCACUGUCUGCGGGUCCUUUAAAGCCAUCUAGCUUCAGGUACACCGCAGUGACCUGUGAGUUCUUACCUGCUGUGCCUCAUCCAACACAACUUCUAGAGCCCUAGGCCGGGAGGCGUGGCCCUCUGUUGAAGGGGCCUCUCUGUCUGAGAAGAGGCCUGUGGUCCGUCAGUAAGAAGGAAAAGGAAGCCUCAGGGAUCCAGAGUCCAGGGACCCUCACACUCCCCGUGUCUGUUACCUAUCUUCCUCACCCCAACUUGCUCACUCCUCAGUGACCACCAGUAAAACACGUCAAUGAGAAGAA
Messenger RNA from Myodes glareolus (Bank vole), 2685 nucleotides. It is a transcript of the gene Znf691, whose product is annotated as zinc finger protein 691. Gene Ontology annotation, molecular function: RNA polymerase II cis-regulatory region sequence-specific DNA binding; DNA-binding transcription factor activity, RNA polymerase II-specific. Gene Ontology annotation, biological process: regulation of transcription by RNA polymerase II. The record is from RefSeq and is a predicted model, not a curated record. Lineage: Eukaryota; Metazoa; Chordata; Mammalia; Rodentia; Cricetidae.